AUGCCAUCAAUUCUCCCUCAUAAGCAUCACGACGAAAUCGAAGAAACUGGUUUCACCGUAGUUCGUAACUUCCUCUCCCCAGAAGAGAUCACCAAAUACACCGCCGCCGCAGAACGUUUAAUCCAAUAUGCCCGUGACGGCCACUGGUCCCAAGUCAGAACCCGUGGCAAACAGUUCCCUCCUUGGCCAACCACUCCAGGCUUCAUUCCUGACAUCUGGGGAGUUUCGGGCCUUCUUCACCCUGAUUUAGGAAACAUGAGUUAUCCAUUCCAUGAUUUAUAUUCUGAUGACAAGAUGUUGAAUCUCGUUAGUGAUAUUUUACAGAUUGAAAAACUGGAAAUCUCGAUGGAAUUGUUAAAUAUGUUGAUUAACCCUUUAAGUGAUUUCGAAUUGGAUUGGCAUCGUGAUACUAUCAAGCCAAGUGUGACUCCAGAAGAAGAAGCCCAGGAAUUGUUGAUGAAUCCAUAUGCUGGUGCUCAGUUCAAUUUGGCUUUGACUGAGGAUAAGUGUCUCAUUGUUAUUCCCGGGUCACAUAAACGAGUUAGAACCGCUGAGGAACGGGAAAAGACCGUAGACGAAUCGAGGAGGACGGAAUAUAUUAGUGGUGAGAUUGUUGUUGAAUUACAUCCCGGUGAUAUUGUGUUUUAUAAUAAUAAUAUCUUACAUCGUGCAGCAUAUCAGGCUAAGAAUAAGAGAAUUACUAUUCAUGGAUCUUAUGGAAAUGUUGAAUUGGGGAAAGUUAGAGCAAAGGGGAUUCUUCAGCAUGGUGUUGGCGAAUGGUUAGGUAGAUUCGAACCAAGGAAUGAGAAUUUGAAGAUGUUGGCUGAGAAGUUGGGUGCAUUGGCUGAACAAUUUAAGGGUGUUGAUCUUGGAUAUGCCUUGGAUGGGUAG
Hemisphaericaspora subhashii is the source of this 891-nucleotide messenger RNA. RefSeq lists its product as uncharacterized. Lineage: Eukaryota; Fungi; Ascomycota; Pichiomycetes; Serinales; Debaryomycetaceae. Bases 1 to 891 code for a protein of 296 amino acids. The transcript has a single exon. The record is from RefSeq and is a predicted model, not a curated record.